AUGCAUAAAAUAAGGACAAGGUGUCAAGUAAAAGCCAUAGACCUGUUGGUGUUCAUCGAAAUUAUGAAGUUGAUAAUUGUCAUCGCUGUAACUGUAUUUGGGAUUGUCAACGCUGCUUUAACUCUGAAGCGUGCAGAUAUCGUUGAUGGCAAUGCCAUGGCGAGAAAUCGACGCGAUGCUUCGUCGUUAGCAAGUGAUUUGUGUAGUAGUUAUUUCGGCUCGGAUUAUCCCUAUGCCUGCAACAAUCAAAUGAUGUGUCUCUACUGUAGUGGUAGCAUCGGUGAUGGCAUGUGUCAAGUAUGCAACGGACGCAAUGAGUGCCCGGACGGCGAGGACGAAGAAGGGUGCCAAACCAGUGAAGUGCCAGUUCUGAACGCCAUGUGCCCAAGCAACUAUCCCUACAGCUGCGCAACAAUGGGAACAGCCGGUAUUGUCCUUUGCAUCUCAGAUGGUCAGAUAUGUGAUGGAAUAUUUCAAUGUAGUGAUGACAGCGACGAGUACACAUGUGGAUUCGGCAUCACUAAAAUGUGGUAUGAUGAGAUUGCAGACUACAAUUACAAUGACCCUGAUAGCAGUACUGGAGUUAUUGGUCAUUUCACACAAGUGGUGUGGGCUGAAAGUACUAAACUGGGAUGCGACUAUGCCCUGGAUAGCAACAACAAGGUUCACAUCGCAUGUGAAUAUGAGCCCUAUGGAAACUACGCUGGCCAGUAUACCAGCAAUGUUAAACUACCAAUCUCUUAAUUAUUAUUAUUAUCUCUUCUACUGGUCAAGUAGUUUUAUGAGACAUUAACUUGAAUAAAAAUGUAGCAUAAACCACA
Saccoglossus kowalevskii is the source of this 821-nucleotide messenger RNA. RefSeq lists its product as uncharacterized. Gene Ontology annotation, cellular component: extracellular region. Gene Ontology annotation, molecular function: protein binding. Lineage: Eukaryota; Metazoa; Hemichordata; Enteropneusta; Harrimaniidae. The record is from RefSeq and is a predicted model, not a curated record.